Messenger RNA from Osmerus eperlanus (European smelt), 4134 nucleotides. RefSeq names its product fidgetin-like. The record is from RefSeq and is a predicted model, not a curated record. Gene Ontology annotation, molecular function: ATP hydrolysis activity; microtubule severing ATPase activity; ATP binding. Bases 153 to 2384 code for a protein of 743 amino acids. The transcript has 3 exons. NCBI's taxonomy places the organism in Eukaryota, Metazoa, Chordata, Actinopteri, Osmeriformes, Osmeridae.
UGGCAGUGGCUGUGGUCAGUGUUUCCUGCGCAAACUUGGAAUGCUUUCAAACCGCACACAGCCGCGCUUAACCCAAUCACCCACAAUCAGUAAACACUUGGGAUCGAUGUUCCUUUAACCCGGAGGGGGACCUGUAGCACACACAGCGAGACAUGAUCAGCAGCAGCAGCGGCGCUUAUGGCAUUAAGAUGCAGUGGACCCCAGAGCACAGCCAGUGGGCGGAGCAACACUUCGACAUCUCCUCCACCACGCGCUCGCCGGCCCACAAGGCCGAGGCGUACCGGGGGCAGCUGCAGCGCGGCGCCGCCUCCACCUACCAGUACUCCUGGGCCAAUGACGACAUCUCGGCGCUCACCGCCUCAAACCUGCUGAAGAAAUACGCUGAAAAGUACUCUGGGAUACUGGAGCUGCCGUACCCCGAGGGUCUGGGCGGGGGGCGGAAGGGGGAGGGGGAGGCCUGGCAGGAGGGCGUGUACCCCAUGGGGUGUGUCCCCGAGGGGUUGUCGGUGAGGAAGGGGGGCGUGGCGGCCGAUGUGGGCGCGGGUCUGUGCAGCUCUCCUGGUUUGGCGUCCAGCGCCCUGACAGAGCCCAGCUACUCCAACAGCAGCUGUGGGAGCCACGCCCCCUCUGCUCUCCACCCGUCUGCCCUCGCCCCCUCUCAGGAAUACGGGCCCGGCUACAGCGGCUCCUACCUCCACCCUGGCUACGGCUCCCAGACCGCGGCCCCUGGCCUUCCCUCCCCGCUGCACAGCUCCAGCCUCCUGCAGCCUCCUCCUCCACCCGCUCACCCCACCCUGGUCCCCGCCUACAACGCGGGGUCCCCAAAUCUCUCCAGCUACAACUACCCCCCGGCGGGUUACCCUACCCAAAGCUCUGUGGGACCUGGAUACACCCCUGGAGGGGCUCCCCCUCCCUCCUCCUACCUCCCGUCAGGCAUCGCUGCCCCCACCCCCCUGCCACCCUCCUCCGCCCUCCCAGGUUACCCCUACCAGUCCCACAACCUCCCCCCCAUCACCCCAACUCCGCUCAGCAGCAGCCCCGCCAACUCCCUGAAGAGGAAGGCCUUCUACAUGACGGGGCAGGGAGAGAUGGAUUCCUCCUAUGGUAAUUUCGGCUACAGCCAGGCGAGGGGGGCUCCAGACAGCCCCAUGUUCAGGAUAGGAGACUCCAACGGCGGGGAAGGCAGCGGGUUUGACAGGAGCUCUGAGAAGUCGUCCCUGCCGUUUAAUCCCCAGAAGCAGUCCAUGUCCUCCGAGCAGCAGUCCAGGAAGUUCAGCGGGCAGACGUCAGGGCCCCUGACCCCUCCGUCCUACCCCUCCUCCUCCUCCCUGGGGGCAGAGCGAUCCGCAGACUCCCUGGCCAGCUUCGCCUCCCCCUCCCUGAGUGAGCAGGGUGCGGAGGAGCACAGGCUCCACCUCUCCCACGCCCUCUCCGCCUCCUCCUCCUCCAGGCCGGCCGAGGAGCAGCUGAGGAGCAGCGACCCUCACCUCCUGGACAUGGUCACCUCAGAGAUCCUCCAACAGGGCCCCCCGGUGGACUGGAGUGACAUCGCAGGCCUGGAGCAGGCCAAGGCCACCUUGAAGGAGGAGGUGCUGUGGCCCAUGCUGCGCCCUGACAUGUUCAACAUGGCUGCCGCCCCUCGCUGCGUGCUGCUGUUCGGGCCGAGGGGCACCGGGCGAACGUUGCUGGGCCGCUGCCUGGCCAGCCACAUGGGGGCGCCGUUCCUCCAGCUCAGCGGCUCCACGCUGGCCACUAAGUGGCUGUCAGACGGGGAGAAGAUCCUGCGGGCGUCCUUCCUGGUGGCACGCUGUAGACAGCCCUCCGUCCUCUUCAUCAGCGAGGUGGACAUGCUGCUGUCGGCCCAGCUCAGCGACGAGAGCCCCGUCACCCGGCUGAAGGCCGAACUCCUGACCCAGCUAGAGGCUCUCCUCCUGGGGCAGGCGGACGACGGCGCCGGCCAGGUCCUGGUGGUCUGCUCCACCAGCAAGCCCCAGGACAUGGACGAGGGGCUGCGCAGGUACUUCGGCCGUCGGGUCCUGGUGCCGUUGCCGGAUUUGUCGGCCCGGCACCAGUUGGUGAGCCAGCUCCUGUCCCAGUCCCAGCACAAGUUCUGCCUGAGCGAGGAGGAGCUGGUCCUGCUGGUCCAGCGCACAGAGGGCUUCUCCGGCCUGGACGUGGCACGACUCUGCCAGGAGGCGCUGCUGGGCGUGCUUCACUCCUCAGCGCAGGGCAUGGACAUCGCGGGCAUCAUGCAGGGAGGCGCCAUGAGGCCACUCACCUUUCAAGACUUCGACAGCGUCUUUUGCAAAUUCCAGCCCAGUAUAUCGCAGAAAGAGAUCGACACGUACACCGAGUGGAACAAGAUGUUCGGUUGCGGCCAGUGAACGGACUCCCGGCCUCCAGAGAGAGGCGUCGGAAGUUCUCCCGUCCGGAGGAGUCGUGUCGUGGCGGAGGGAGAGGUGGGUUGAGACCGGCCCAUGAAGACCUCACAAGCUGAAGUUUGAAACCCAGAGACAUGGUUUGAUUGAGAAGGGUUUGGCAGGUGACGAGCUGUUGUUUCACUAGGACGCUUGCCGUCGCUAAGAGUCAGGCAUUGUUUACACAUUUCAAAACAGGCCGCCUCCAGAAGAUUCGGCCGUGUGAGUGACUGUAUAUAUCAUUCUGUUAUCGUUCCUGAAAACUUUUGUUGGCUAUCCAAGUGCCUGAAGUGGUGCUUUCUUAUUUACAUCUUUUCCUCACAAUCUACAUUCAUGGCAUGUGCUGAUAAUGAAGAGCUUUAACUUUAACUGCGAGUCUGAAACUAGAGACUUGCGGUUGUCGUUGUUGGAGAUGGAACGUCUUCUCCUUGACGAGGAGCAGCAGUAUUCUUCUGGGGUGAUAGUACUCUGGACCCCGGCCUCAUCCCUUUCGAUCCUCCAUCUGCAAAAACAAAACAAAAAAUAUACUCAGGAAAGUGUUUGUGAAUUGUACAGUACCUCAAGACAUCGCGACAAAAGCACUAUGUUCUUCUGAGAGUAUUAGACCGUGGUUUCGGACUUUGCGCUAGCUACCUGAGCAGUGUUUGACGGGGUCAAAGGGCAAGGAAAUGACAAUGAAUGUACCAGAGUCGUUCUGGAAGGAUCACGGGACUAAGUCAAUAGUGAGAUUUUACAGGUUUUGUUUUUAUGCAGGUGCUGAAGCCAAUAUGUUACAGCCGACAUGAACAAAGGUAUACAAGUUUCAUCCCUUCCACCGGUUUUAUGAAACAUUUAGCCCACUUUUUAUUUUGGGAGGGGAAAGGUGAAGGAAGAUUGUCGUAAGAGGUGUAGUAACAGAAUCAGAAAUGCCCUGGCCCCGGUGUCAGUGAGGCUAAACACAGGGAAGGUGUACGCCAGGAACAGAGAGCUCACCAAAUAAAAUAAAAAGCGAAAGGUACCGUCAAAGAAGUGAAUUGCUUUGUAUCUUCCUGUUGGGGCCUGGUACUCCGUGCUACGUUUAGGAUCACAUGCACCCCUGUUCUGUUCUACCUCUUCCAACGUGUCUCAACUCUCACAGGAAGCAGACCAGACUUGUCGGAGAGAGGCUUGCAUUCCAAAAGCUAAAGGCUAGCCCAAGCUAACUAACCUUGCCAGAUAGUUAGCUGGGGAAGCUAGCCAAGCUUUUUUUGUAAUGAAGAAAUGCUUUCAUGUUUAUUCAUGAUUUAGUUUGGAGGUCAAGUUAGCAGUUGGGGUUCUGUUCAGGUUUUUUGUUCCCGAAAUGUGGAUUGUGGCUCACUGGGGUGUUUCAUUUGUGUUAAAAAAAGUGGGCAUGCGUGAGAUUGCUAGGGGGUGGGUGUAGUUCCGUGGUGGAGCCUUUGCCUGCAAAACAAGAGGUUGCAGGUUCAAACCCGUUGGGCAUAGCUCUGGAUAAGAGCUUAUGCUAAACACAUUGUUAUUACUAUCAUAGUUGGAUAUAUUUUUUAACCGACUGCUGUUGUAGACCCUGCUGAACCACAAGUCUACAAAUCAGAGAGUUGGUAUUUUGUUGGGCCUUUAAAGUCCUCUCUAUCUGCAUGUCACUCUAAGCACAUGGAAGGGUUUAAUUCCUCCAUUUUAACUUAUGUUUAAUCCUGGCUCUUAAGAUACACAAAGUAUAUGUACUGUGGCUUGAAGUGUG